This is a messenger RNA of Fusarium falciforme, 2583 nucleotides long. RefSeq lists its product as hypothetical. The transcript has a single exon. The coding region runs from base 1 to 2583 and encodes 860 amino acids. The record is from RefSeq and is a predicted model, not a curated record. Lineage: Eukaryota; Fungi; Ascomycota; Sordariomycetes; Hypocreales; Nectriaceae.
AUGUGGCGACAGCUAGGAACCGGUUGGCAGCGGACCGCCCUCAUCAAUACCUUGGCCGUCUUCACAUUCACCCUGCUCGGCAUCAUUCUGCUGAUAUGUACUGUCUCAAGAUCCGGCGGCCUGGGUAUCAACUACGUCGUGUUCCAGGGCACUUGCGCAAAAAGCAGGUCAAUCAACACUUGGCUACACCUCUUUCUCAACGCCUACUCCACAGCCAUCAUAGCCUCGUCCAAUUUCUUCAUGCAAGUUUUGACUUCACCUACGCGAAGCGAGGUGGACAAGGCGCACAGCGAUAAUGUGUCUUUGAAGAUUGGCGUGCAGUCGAUGAGAAAUCUGUACCGAGCUCCCAGGAUCAGAUGGGUGUGCUGGGCGCUCUUCUUCAUCACCUCUUUUCCGCUUCAUCUCUUCCUCAACAGUGCCAUCUUCCCGACGGAAUACAUGAGCUCUGACUGGAACCUGACAAUUGCCUCAGAGGGGUUCAUCAACGGCGCCCAGUAUUAUCCUCCAGGAGUAGCUGUGUGGCCACCUACGAGCAGUCGAAGCCAAUCCUUACUCGGGGUCGUGGGAUAUGGACAGAAUCUAUCCUUGACAGACCACUUCGACCCAAACAGCGAUGUUUCCAAGAGAAUCGAGUUCACAGCUAAAAAUUCUCGAGAUUGGAAAAGGCUAGAAGUCCCUGAUUGCCUUUCUCAGUAUCAGUAUUGCAACGGGCGUGUCAACUUUCGCGAUCUCGUCAUGAUUGUCAAAUCAAAAGACACGUCUCUCAUGGUGUCGGGCAACUCCAGCCUAGGCUGGAAACAGAGCGAUAUCUUCCAGCUGACCAGGCCAUCCGACAAGUCCAAAAGUCAAAGGUACGAGAACUUUACUAUCGAUGCUGCCAACCCCCUCUGGUUCACUACAAAUUGCAAUACACGGUCGCUAGCCGGCACAUCUCGAAACCGAUCGACGUGCGUGCAGAGCUGCGGCAGGGCCUUUGGCAGGCAAGGAGAGCUUGCCAACCCUUUGCAGAUGAAGCCGAAGAGCCCCGCGUCGAUUCCAUCCACGUACGUCUUUGAGUUUCUUGACCUUGACGACACAACCCAAUAUUGGCCAGAGGUUUCUCAAGAUGCCGUAUCCCUCGACUUGGAGUAUUGUCUAGUACAGGAAGUCUCACCAACUUGCAAAGUUUGUGUAUCAAAUGGUCUUCUCCUGAUCGUCGUCAUAUCAGUUUCUUUGAAAGCCGCUCUCUGCGUUCUGGUGUUGCGCUAUCUGCCCAAAGAAGAUCCCUUUGUGGUCCCAGGGGAUGCUAUCGCAUCCUUCAUCCGAUCCCCUGACAAAUUCACGACUGGAAGUUGCCUAUUGGACAAGGAAGUUGAAGAUGUUGUCGAUGACAGGAGCUACCCUUACGUGGGUGCACCCAUGUACUGGCAGCCAGAGCGUCGGAGAUGGUCAAGGUCGAUCGAGGGCAUGGUCUGGCUAAGGACUUACUCCCUUCUCAUCGCCAACUUCAUGUUUCUCUUCGCCAUGUUUUUCCUUUCGCAGUCCGAAAAUUCACUCGGCAAGCAAACUCUCACUCAGAAUGCGACAAACGGAAUUUUUGACGUCUCUGGGGCGAGUGCUAAUGAGUUUAUCCCGGCCGUACUCAAAGGCAACCUACCGCAACUCCUUCUUUCGAUAUUCUAUUUUGACUACAACUCAUUUUACACACGUCUGUGUGCAGAGAAGGAAUGGAGUUCAUACGGUACAGACUACCGCCCACUACGGGUAACAGAACCUCAAGGACUACAGCGGUCGACCUACAGGUUGCAAUUACCGUAUCGGUACAGUGUUCCCUUGAUCUUGGCCAGCAUUUCAUUGCACUGGCUGGUGUCAAAAUCUCUAUAUGUCUUUGUUUUCGAAGGCGGUAUGUUGCCCUUUCUUAUCCAUGAGCCAUUCUUGAUUCUCACCUUCUGCUCAGGAUACUUUGAGCCUCCAACAAUUGACAACGACUCACCACUACGGACCGGACUCAGCGAUGACGCUUUUGUUGGAAUUGGAUGGUCGGCUCCAGCGUUGCUUGCGCUCUUGGUCGCCGUUUCCAUCAUGACUGCUCUACCCUUGAUCCUUACAUGGCCGACUAUCAAGAGCCCAAUGCCACUUACCGGGAACAGCUCGUUGGUCUUGUCUGCGGCCUGCCACGUUCCUGUGCCCGAGUAUUUUACUACGGUAGCAUCUGAUAGGCCAAUCUCGGAGCUCGAAAUUGGUCACAAGUCAGCAGCGCUAAAGUCAGUCAACGAUUAUCUUUCCGACCCAGAACCCGCCCAUAGGUUUGGCAGAUCAGCAAUACCUGAGAGGGAGCACUUGAUAGCACCUUCAGAUGUGUCUCUACAGACUCAGGACGCAUGCGAUACCGAUAUCAAGUCUUGUGCGCCAAGGGCUGAUGUUUCAGAUACAGAAAAAUACCUGCUGGGAGUCUCACAGAGCCCCCUCCGCUGGGGCGAAGCCAGGGCGCAGGAGUUCAGAACUAAACGAGGCAUCAAGGUGAAGGAUAUGAUAGGGCACUUGAGUUUCGGUACACGAGCGCACGCCGUUCGUGAGCCAAUUAGAGGACGACUGUACACGUAG